This is a messenger RNA of Moneuplotes crassus, 2076 nucleotides long. The record is from the annotation of a GenBank genome assembly. NCBI's taxonomy places the organism in Eukaryota, Ciliophora, Spirotrichea, Euplotida, Euplotidae.
AUGGAGAAGCAGAAAUCAUCAGGUAGUUUUAGUGAACUGUUGCAGAAUGUUACUGUUGAUGAUCAAGGAGAGGAAUACGUUGUAAAAUUUAUUCCAGAUACUCAAAUUUCAACUCCUCAUCCUACUCUCUCUUUUAAUGAGGUUUCUGAAGAGCUUAAUGAUGCUACACCUCUUACAACAAUCCAUAAAGAGGAAAUAUUUACAAAAACCCUGAAUGAAGAGAAUAAAAAUCAAGAUUUAGACAGUAGAGAAACUACAAUAUAUGAUUUUAUCAAGACUAACAACAGAACCAUUGCCUGCGUUCAUAGCUACAAUGGAAGAAAGAUUGUCACUGAACUAUUCAAAACCCAGUCCCAUGAAUUUGCUUUAAUUGUCACCCCAGUUGAGAAAGGAGUUAAAGAGUGGUCAAAGCUACUCCUAAAGAACAAAUGGAGUAACGAAAAAGUAACCAUCAAAGAGUCUCAAGAUCAAACAAAGAUCGUAGUGAUUUCUGCACAGAAAUUAAGGUGGAAUCAAAAUCUGAGAAAUUCAAUUAUUUCACUCUGUGAUGAGAAGAUUAUCACUCGAAUCAUAAUCGAUGAAGCUCAGUAUUAUGGAAUCCAUUGAAAAGAUGUUCAGAUUUAUACUAGAAUUAGAGAAUUAAUAACUUAUUACAAGACGAUGCCUUUGACAAUCCUUAUUUCUUCAAUUGAAAGCAGUGAUUUUCUACAAAUCCAAGCAAAUCUGAGGCCAAGAGACUUUGCAGAAAUCAGGAAUUUUUCAAUAUUCCCGAACGCUUCUUUUAAUGUGAAAGAUAAAGGCAAAUCUCAUCUUGAGGAUUUAGUAGAGUUAGUCGAGCAAAAAUUUAGAGAAGAGUCUGGUAUAAUAUAUUGUAAGACAGAAGGUAUUGCUAAAGAAUUACAUUCCCUUUUGGAACACAUGAGUCAGUCAUAUGCCUCCUCUAGAGCUUGCUCAAGCCAAAACCAGGUACGAUGCUACUUAUAUUCUCUCGAACAGUCAGAAAGAGAAGAGGUUAUUUCCUUAUGGGAAAAAGGAGAUAUACAGAUUUUGAUAAUCUGUAGUGAUGAAAGAUUACAUCCUUAUCCUGAGAGCAUUAGGUUUAUUAUUCAUGAAAGCCCACCUGUAUGCAUCAAAGAUUAUUAUAAAGAUUGUUAUAAUGUAAGCAAAGAUGGUAAACCUUCUUACUGAAUUUUGUACUCUGGUCUUGAUGAUCUGUUAAAUCUACUGAAACAAUUGCCUGAUGGAGAUAAAGUCUUUACUAGACUUGCCCUUGAGUAUACCUUUGCAAUGAUCAAUUACUGCUUUUGCUCCAACCUGGCUAUCUUUGCAGAAAAGAAUCUUAGUGAUGCUUCUGUGCCUAAACUGUUUUGAAUGAGAAAAAUUCUGAAAGAACAAGUAACUGAAGAAAAUUCUCAAGAGGAUUGUAAAAACCAAUGAGAUAACUGCAAGUACGGAUCAGAGGGAUCGAUCCGAGAUAUUACUAGUCAAGCCCUUCAGCUAGCAGAGUUCAUUGCAAAUGAUUUUAUAAUAUCAAAUACUGUUUAUGGUUGCUUCCUAAACUUAAUCCAGAGUCCUCUUUACAAGCUAAAAAUAGAUAUUCUUCCAGAACUUGAAUUCACUUUCAAAAUGAAGCUCCUACUAAAAUUCUUUCACGAGAAAAUUCUUAAAGUUCAAAUAUCUGAACUAGAAGAUGGAUUAUUGAAUUAUCAACUUACAAGGGGGCCUCGGUAUUCUUCCCUCAUUUCUGAAGAUCUUCAUGUGUAUCAGCUAGUAAACCUCCCCCAAGAAUGUUCAUCUUCUGCUACGUCUUUUCCAAGUUGUGAGAAAAGUGAGCUAAAGAAGAAGUUCAGUUCUAAAUUUGGUCAACAAAUUUUGAAAGAUCCCAAUAUGAAUGAAGAUACUCACGCAGAGACAUUCUACGAGACGAAAGAAGCCACUUUAGAUACUGAUUUUGCAAAACAUGCUUAAAAAUUCAAGUGAGCUCAAAUUGAAGAAAAUAAUUUGUAUCAAAGUUAACAAUAGAUUUCAAUUGGUGGAGUGGAAUUACAAUAUGAAUGUGUAAGCUACAUUUUCGUU